CAGGGGAUUGGAGUAGGAUCACAGGAGGAAAAAGAUGUAGACGGAGGAGAAAAAGAGGGAUUUCAGAGAGAGGAAGAAGCGGGCUGUUUUCCCACCUCUAUCGGAAGACCCUGCGCUCCCUCCAUGGAUAGUUUCGGGUGACCCCUGAUGGGAACUGUCUUUGCAGAACUCGGACAUCACACUCUCCUCCUUGCAGGGCUGGACCUGCAGCUCCCCUCCAGAGGACGCCACUGCCUGCCACCCCAGCUUGACUUUUGCAGCAGUGCCCACUGCUCCCCAUUUAUCAGCAAGCAGUUCAGGAGCUUAUGAAUCUGUGGGGAUGUUCCAACUCUGGAGCAAUGAGGUCCCAUCAGGCUCACACACAACCAUGGCUUUUGGGCUGCCCAAGCUUCCCUACCACGGGCAAGGGCCAGCCAGCAGUGGCUCUGCCCAUGAACUGCCCCUGACUCCGCCAGCUGAGCCCACCUACUCCUUUGAGCUGUCGCCUGUCAAGAUGCUGGCACCCACAAUGCCACACUCUUAUGCCUUCCCAGAGGCCCAGGACUUCUCUAGCUUUUUGCAAGGGCCCCGGCCUUUGGGCCCAGCUCCUCCUCCAGGAACCACCUCCACGGAUGAUGGCCCUUGGUGGAGCCUGCAGCAACCAGGCAACUUCUCUCUGGGCCGGCCGCUGGUCCUAAGCCCCCAGCCCCCUCUUGCUGCUCUCCUGCAGGGCACUCCCAAGGGGUUCCUGGGUACCACUCGCCGCUGCCGCCGCUGCAAGUGCCCCAACUGCCAGGCAGUGAAUGGAGCCAGCGAGGAGCCAGGCAGAAAGAAGCAACACAUCUGCCACCUGCCAGGCUGUGGCAAGGUCUAUGGCAAAACGUCCCACCUGAAGGCCCACCUCCGCUGGCACGCGGGCGAACGCCCCUUCAUCUGCUCCUGGCUCUACUGUGGGAAAAGUUUCACCCGCUCGGAUGAGCUGCAGAGGCACCUUCGGACGCACACGGGCGAGAAGCGCUUCGGCUGCCAGCUGUGCCCCAAGAGGUUUAUGCGGAGCGACCACCUAGCAAAGCAUGUCAAGACCCACCAAGGAAAGCGAAUGCGGGGCAUGGCCAUGGUGGCGGCAGCAGUGGGCAUCAAGCAGGAGUGAUGUCGAGGGGAUGGAGGGGACAGAAAUGGAGCCCAAAGGGUGGCGGUGGGUUCAAGGAAGCAAUGAGAAGACUGAGGUGCUCUUGAGCUAAUUUCACUCCCUGUCCCAGUCGGCGGCACUGCCAGCCUAUUCACCUCCUGAGUCAGUCCCCCUGCCCAAAGGAUCACAGGAACUGUAGUUUGGUGAGAUGCUGUGGAUUCUUGGGCCCUGACAUUCCAUUGGAAAAGGGAGUUAAAUCAAUUUAAACCAGAAGCGUUGAAAUGCACUGUCACUUGCUUAGAAUCCCCUCUUCAAAUGCAUGCAUUGGAAUGCUGGAGAAAGCCUACC
Podarcis raffonei (Aeolian wall lizard) is the source of this 1456-nucleotide messenger RNA. RefSeq names its product transcription factor Sp5-like. The coding region runs from base 320 to 1129 and encodes 269 amino acids. Gene Ontology annotation, biological process: regulation of transcription by RNA polymerase II. NCBI's taxonomy places the organism in Eukaryota, Metazoa, Chordata, Lepidosauria, Squamata, Lacertidae. The transcript is spliced from 2 exons. Gene Ontology annotation, molecular function: DNA-binding transcription factor activity, RNA polymerase II-specific; RNA polymerase II cis-regulatory region sequence-specific DNA binding. The record is from RefSeq and is a predicted model, not a curated record.